Mercurialis annua (annual mercury) is the source of this 3197-nucleotide messenger RNA. Its product is annotated as phospholipase D delta. The transcript has 10 exons. NCBI's taxonomy places the organism in Eukaryota, Viridiplantae, Streptophyta, Magnoliopsida, Malpighiales, Euphorbiaceae. Gene Ontology annotation, biological process: phosphatidylcholine metabolic process; phospholipid catabolic process. Gene Ontology annotation, cellular component: plasma membrane. Bases 330 to 2936 code for a protein of 868 amino acids. Gene Ontology annotation, molecular function: D-type glycerophospholipase activity; calcium ion binding. The record is from RefSeq and is a predicted model, not a curated record.
AUUUUAAACACUCUCAUGAGUUUGAUUUAAUGUUUUUUAAUUUUAAGUCAUUAAACUAAUCUCAUACCCGCCACCUCUUAAUUCCUCUGUUACAAGCAAAUAUACGUUAACACAGACAUAACCACUCACUUUCACACACUUCGAAAUUGUAACCUUUUCUUUGUCCCUAUUCACAAUUAUACUUUUCUUUGUUCCUCCUGGGAUUUUAUUUUCUUCUUUUUCAAUCUAUAGCUGUUUUUAAGCAAUACCCAGAUGAUAAAGUUCGUUAAUUUGUUUCAAUUUCAGUAAUUUAAACACUUUUCUUUUCUCGAAAGUUUUGAUAUUUGUCAAUGGCGGCGGUUUCUGAUAAGGAUGAUGAACAGCCCAUUAUUCUUCAUGGGGACUUGGAACUGUACAUCAUUGAAGCAAGAAACUUGCCGAACAUGGACUUGGUUACUACGAGAAUCCGCAGUUGCUUCUCUGUUUGUGACUGUACAGCACAAUCAACCACCACUACAGCCAGAGGACUGAGAGGAGGAAGAGGAGCUUCCACCGACGAGGACUCCGGCGACGAAGAUCAGAAGAUUCACCGACACAGGAACAUUAUUACAAGUGAUCCUUAUGUCACAGUGGUGGUUCCUCAGACAACUUUAGCAAGAACCCGUGUGUUAAAGAAUGCAAAAAACCCGAAAUGGAAGCAGAGGUUUUUCAUUCCUUUAGCUCAUCCUGUAGUUAAUCUUGAAUUUCAUAUUAAAGAUAAUGAUCUGUUUGGUGCUGAGCUUAUGGGAGCUCUAAAAUUCCCUGCCUCUGAGAUUGCUACUGGUAAAUUGAUUAAGGGUUGGUUUCCUAUACUUGGCUCAUCUGGUAAGCCACCAAAACCUGACACUGCUCUUCAUUUGGAAAUGAAAUUCACUCCUUUUGAAAGAAAUGUAUUGUAUAAACAUGGUAUUGCUGGUGAUCCUGAACAUAAGGGUGUGAGGAAUACUUAUUUUCCUUUGAGAAAAGGGAGUAAGGUAACUACUUAUCAAGAUGCUCAUGGUGCUGAUGGAAUGGUGCCCAAGAUUGAACUUGAUGAUGGGAAGGUUUACAACCAACAGCAUUGUUGGGAGGACAUUUGUUAUGCUAUAUCUGAGGCUCAUCAUAUGAUUUAUAUUGUUGGUUGGUCUGUGUUUUAUAAAAUUAAGUUGAUUAGAGAGCCUACUAAGCCGUUGCCGCGAGGUGGAGAUUUGACUCUCGGUGAAUUGCUCAAGUAUAAGUCUCAGGAAGGUGUGAGGGUUUUGUUGCUGAUUUGGGAUGAUAAGACUUCGCAUGAUAAGUUUGGUAUCAAAACGACCGGACUGAUGGAAACCCAUGAUGAAGAAACCCGGAAGUUUUUCAAACAUUCAUCAGUCAUUUGUGUAUUAGCAGCUCGCUAUGGAAGCAGUAAGAUCAGUUUUUUGAAACAACAGAUUGUUGGAACAGCAUUUACACACCAUCAAAAAUGUGUUAUUUUGGACACGCAAGCAUCUGGGAAUAAUAGGAAAUUAACAGCAUUUUUGGGGGGUAUUGAUCUUUGUGAUGGAAGAUAUGACACUCCAGAGCAUCGAAUAUUUCGUGACCUUGACACCGUAUUCGAGGGUGAUUUCCACAAUCCUACAUUUCCUGCCAAUCAGAAAGCGCCAAGGCAACCAUGGCAUGACUUGCACUGCAGGAUUGAUGGGCCUGCUGUAUAUGAUGUGCUCAUAAACUUUGAGCAGCGAUGGAGGAAAGCAACAAAGUGGUCAGAGUUUCGCACUCUUUUUAAAAAGGUGUCUCAUUUUAAUGAUGAUUCAUUGUUAAGAGUUGAACGGAUUUCAUGGAUACUGAGUCCGGUCUUAGCUCUAAAGGAUGGUGUAACUGUAGUUCCACCUGAUGAUCCUAUAGUACAUGUUUCCGGUGAAGAUGAUCCUGAAAAUUGGCAUGUUCAGAUAUUCCGAUCAAUUGACGCAGUAUCGGUAAAAGGAUUUCCAAAAAAUAUCCAUGACUCUCAGGCCCAGAACCUCAUCUGUGCCAAAAAUCAAGUGAUCGACAGGAGCAUCCAAACUGCAUACAUCCAGGCAAUUAGAUCUGCUCAGCAUUUCAUCUACAUUGAAAAUCAGUACUUUCUAGGAUCUUCAUAUGGAUGGCCGUCUUACGUUAAUGCAGGAGCUGAUAAUAUGAUCCCAAUGGAGCUGGCACUAAAGAUUGUCAGUAAAAUUAGAGCCAAUGAGAGAUUUGCAGUGUACAUUGUGCUACCAAUGUGGCCGGAGGGUGAUCCAAAGUCUGAAACCAUGCAAGAAAUCCUCUUUUGGCAGAGCCAGACGAUGCAAUUGAUGUAUGAUCUAGUUGCUCGGGAAAUUAAAUCCAUGAAACUUGUAGAUACACAUCCUCAAGAUUACCUAAAUUUCUAUUGCAUUGGAAAACGAGAAGAAAAUCCAAAUCCGAGUACUAAUGGUGAAACGGUCUCUGAGGCUUAUAAGAAUCAAAGGUUCAUGAUUUACGUUCAUGCCAAGGGAAUGAUUGUCGAUGAUGAAUAUGUCAUUAUUGGAUCUGCCAAUAUUAACCAAAGAUCCAUGGCCGGUUCAAAAGAUACCGAGAUAGCUAUGGGUGCAUAUCAACCUCAUUACACAUGGGCUGCAAAGAAAAAACACCCACGAGGGCAGAUAUAUGGAUAUAGAAUGUCGCUAUGGGCUGAGCAUCUUGAUCAAGUUGAGAAAUUGUAUGUGGAGCCGGAGAGUUUGGAAUGUGUCAAGGCUGUAAAUAGCAUUGCAGAAGACAACUGGAAGCGAUACACAGACCCAAAUUUCAGUCCGUUGCAGGGUCAUCUUCUUCGGUAUCCUUUGCAGGUGGAUGCGGAUGGGAAGGUAAGCCCUCUACCCGGGUACGAAACUUUCCCCGAUGCUGGGGGUAAGGUAAUUGGAGCUCAAUCUAUGAAAAUCCCUGAUAUUUUGACAACGUAAAUUCCGAUCCAAACAUUUUGGAUGAAAAAAGUAUGCAGUUGUUAAUUUAAUGUUUUCAUUCUUUAAUUUCUAAGUGAGUGAGCUUGUAAUUUUGUGAUGUGGUGUUGCAUAAAGUGUAAGGGUGAGCUGUGAAUACUCUGGUACAGUAUUAUUGUGCAUUGGUGACAAAGAUGAAUUUGUGAAUAUUGUCUAAUUGAAUUAAAUGGUUUCUUAAUAAGUGUACUGCCUCAUCAAAGGUAUUUGAUUAUUAUUUUUGUUCAA